Messenger RNA from Hippoglossus stenolepis (Pacific halibut), 1886 nucleotides. It is a transcript of the gene wdr97, whose product is annotated as WD repeat domain 97. Bases 474 to 1886 code for a protein of 470 amino acids. The record is from RefSeq and is a predicted model, not a curated record. The transcript has 10 exons. Lineage: Eukaryota; Metazoa; Chordata; Actinopteri; Pleuronectiformes; Pleuronectidae.
GAGGAAACGUAACUUUUAUCGUGUUGUUUAAUUCAUCGUUUACAGAUCAAUUAGCAUUAAACUAUACAGAUCACCUUCUACAGCUGCUUCCAGGAUAAACGACCAGUUCAUGGAAGCAGCAAAAGGAGAAAUUACAUGUCCAAAAGUCCUGUGUAGAAACUGGUGGAGAUUGUCGCUCCAGGAGAGAGGAGCAGUACAACAACAACAACAACAACAACUCUUCCCCUGUCCCACCCUGAGGCUGCUGUCUCCAGAGAGUGAGACAUCAUGACACUUGGAAAGCAGAGUUUAUUCAAGCAGAAUGUGAAGCAAGCUACUGGCGAGGUAGUCUGUGUCUGUGACAGGUGGCUGAUCUGCUGUGUAGACUUUUAGAUGCUUCGUACACCGUGUUGAUUUUCUGUCUCUUUAGUGCACUAAGUGAAAGCGGCACAUGUUUACUCCGACAACAUUUCUCCUGUGACAUCCCACACUUCAUGAUGCAUUCAGAGGCUUCUGCAGCAUCCAUUAGCCUCCUUCCAGACAACACAGCCUCCCUUUAUAAACCUGACAGCCACAAGCAGACCUCCUCUGUACGCUGCCAUUUCCCGGGCCUCACAGAAAGAGCGGACAUGACACCAAAGUGUGGACACACUGAGGAUAAAGAAAACUUCAUCAAAAGAAAGACGACUCGCACAGGGGACAACGUGGAGGAGGAAUCAACAGCAGUUGCCAGCAAUCAAUUAUUGACUGAAGGCAUGUGGAGACAGAAGGAGCACGAGAACUUAUUGACCUCAAACAUGGACCUAACUGCUCUCCUGCAAGGCAGAGUGAAGUGCAGCAAGGGGAAGCCUCCCAGUACCAAGCAAACCAGGAAAGAAGCUUUUGAUCGCUACAUGAAUAUAAUAUACGGCCUUCCUCCCAAUUCUGAGUUUGAUUUUGAAGACACCCUUGAUCCAGAUACAUUUUCAUUUCAUCAUGAGCCAAAUAACAACACGUCCUGUGACCCUCCUGCCCGACAAGAAGACGUCCACCCUGAAUCUAGAAUCAUUCCUGUGACUGUGGAGGAGAACAAGGUACAGCAGAAAAAGCCUCCAGCCCAAAGCUUUAAACCAAGGACCCAGAUGAAAUUCAAGCCACUGCCUGAACGAGUCGUACCCAAGAAAGAAGAGCCUCCAGAGAUAAUUUCUCCAAUAGAACAACCCAAACCCCAAACUCCUCCUCCACCUUCUCCUCGUCCAAGGACCCCUCGUCCCCUAACCCCUUGUCUCCUAACCCCUCGUCCAAGGACCCCAACACCGCUCCCGCCUCGAGAACCCACUCCGGAGGUGCCGACGUUCCUCAAACAGUUUGCAGAUACUAGCUGGUUCAGAGACGUAUUCCCUGAUAAAAUGAGUAUCCCAAGCACCCUAUCUCCAGAGGACUUCUCCUUGCAACUGCUGGGCUCCCUGACCACCUGCAGCACUCCAUCCAAAAUGAAGAUUGUUGUAGCACUGCAGAGCCUCCACAGCCAGGGCCUCCUGCAGAACACCGACAAGCUUUACCAAGGCCUCGUGGACUUACUGCCUGCAUUUGCCAAACCACAUAUGUCACACUUGGAACGGACUGUGCUGGAGGAAGUGUUGAAUCUGUUGGUGCAUCUGAAACCUGCCACUUGUGACCUUGUGAAAAAGCUCCUCACUCUUCUGGCCUUUAAAAGACUGGUUCUAGGGGAAACAGUGGUGCGCGUGCUGACGGCAUUAGGCGUAGACGAGGCUACGUGGCUGUGGCCUGAGUUGGAGAGCUGGGACUUGGAGCUGCGGGACCAGUCCAACGUCUGGAAAAGCCUCCAUGACAGAGCCGACUGGUGGCUGCAGUCAUGGACCUCCAAAUUCAAAGUAAUAAAGACAUGUUUUAUACAGUUCCCCUGA